Molecule: messenger RNA, 1818 nt
Organism: Lymnaea stagnalis (great pond snail)
Lineage: Eukaryota; Metazoa; Mollusca; Gastropoda; Lymnaeidae
Source: the annotation of a GenBank genome assembly
UUUGAAAAAAUUAGAACAGUUGGAAAAGGAGCGUAUGGGGCAGCUGUUUUAUACAAGAAGAAAGAUGAUGAAUCUUUAGUUAUUUUAAAAGAAAUUAACAUGCAUGACCUAAAUGCAUCUGAAAGACAGUUAGCACUUAAUGAGGUAAGUGUACUAGCCAUGUUAGACCACCCCAAUAUUAUCAGCUAUUAUGAUAGCUUUGAGGAAGAUGGUGUACUAAUGAUUGAAAUGGAAUAUGCAGACAAUGGAACACUUGCUCAGUACCUUGCCAAACAGGAGCGCCCCUUAGUAGAACAAUGCAUACUAGGAAUGUUCCAACAAAUGGUUGCAGCCAUUAGACAUAUCCAUUUACAUAACAUUUUGCACAGAGAUCUCAAAACAGAAAAUAUUUUUCUAACCAAGGAAGGUGUUAUAAAAAUUGGAGACUUUGGAAUAUCAAAGAUGAUGGGAUCAACUAAUAUUGGCGCUCAAACAGUUCUCGGAACGCCUUACUAUAUCAGUCCAGAAAUGUGUGAAGGAAAGCAAUACAGCUUCAAAUCAGAUAUAUGGGCGCUUGGCUGUAUCUUAUAUGAAAUGGCUUGCUUGCAAAAAACGUUUGAAGGGUCCAAUUUGCCUGCAGUGGUUAACAAAAUAAUGAAAGGUCAGUUUGCACCACUGAAAGGAAAUUUUAGUGAAGAGUUUAAAGAAAUAGUAACAGUUAUGUUGAAGAAAAAUCCAGAAGAAAGACCAGAGGCCCAGUACAUAAUGUAUAACCUUCUACCCAAACUGAUUAAUAAAAAUUCCAAGAUAAAAUCUGACCAGGAUGACACUUCUGGAGAAAAUCAAUCAAACAAGGGAAAAUUUAGAUCGGUUCUGUAUUAUUUAGAAUGCUCAUCAACAAUUCUCACCUGCAUCAAUGAUUUACCCCCUCGCAUGAAGAUAAAAGUUAUGGCCGUUGGGUCCGAUCACGUUAUUGUGACGACAACUGAGAGACAGGUCUUCUCUUGGGGCUUUGGAGGUAAUGGACAACUAGGCCAUGGUGACACAAAAGACAGGCACACGCCAACCCCAGUGGAAGGCCUGAAGGGAAAGUCUAUCACGAUGUGCUGUUGUGGAUUAGGAUUCAGUGUAUUUGGAAGUGAUAACGGCUUAGUUCUGACAUGUGGUGAUGGCAGGAGUGGUUGCCUGGGACACGGCGAUUGGUGCAGCACAACACGACCUAGACUCAUUGAGUCUCUGCUAAGUGUGGAUGUAAUGGCCAUGGCCAGCGGCCUGAGUCAUGUAGUGGUAAUAGGAAGAGCGGGGCAGGUUUUGUCAUGGGGGGAUGGCUCGUAUGGUCAGUUGGGGCUUGGUUCAGAGGAGAACUACUGCAUUCCAGCCUUGGUUCAUAUCACAGAUUCAGUGAUUUUUAACAAUGUUCAGUGUGGUGUUGAUGGGACAAUGCUCAUAUCUGAUGUUGGAGGCGUUUAUGCUUGUGGCAACAAUGAAAACAACAAACUUGGCCUUAACAACAGGCAGGGUUUUCUCAAAGCAAUGAAAAACAUCUUCACUAAAACAGAAGUUGAUGGUAGCAAUACUCCUACACCGGUCAGGGCUCUGGCUCGCCAUCGGGUCCUUGCAGUUUCUAUGGGUGUUAACCACACGUCGGUUAUUGUGGAACCUGGCCAUGUGAUAACAUUUGGUAGAAACUCUGAGGGGCAGUUGGGUACCUCAAACACCAAGUCCUCAAAUGCUCCAGUUGAAGUUAAAGCUCUAGAAGGCAAAGUAGUUAACCGCAUACAAUGUGGAGAACACUACACCAUAGCCAGUACUAAAGACCAUGAGUUGUACUACUGGGGA